AAUUCACUUGAACUCAGCUAGCGAACACACGAUGUCUGGAAGAGGUAAAGGCGGCAAGGGACUCGGAAAAGGAGGCGCCAAGCGUCACCGUAAGGUUCUCCGCGAUAACAUCCAGGGAAUCACCAAGCCCGCCAUUCGCCGUCUGGCUCGCCGUGGCGGCGUGAAGCGUAUCUCCGGGCUGAUCUACGAGGAGACCCGCGGUGUCCUGAAGGUGUUCCUUGAGAACGUGAUCCGUGACGCCGUCACCUACACCGAGCACGCCAAGAGGAAGACCGUUACGGCCAUGGACGUGGUCUACGCUCUGAAACGCCAGGGACGCACCCUGUACGGUUUCGGCGGUUAAACGCACUCUUCUCGGAACGUCAACAUCCCGACUUGAACCCAAAGGCUCUUUUAAGAGCCAC
This is a messenger RNA of Oncorhynchus mykiss (rainbow trout), 404 nucleotides long. RefSeq names its product histone H4. Gene Ontology annotation, cellular component: nucleosome. Gene Ontology annotation, molecular function: structural constituent of chromatin; protein heterodimerization activity; DNA binding. Lineage: Eukaryota; Metazoa; Chordata; Actinopteri; Salmoniformes; Salmonidae. The record is from RefSeq and is a predicted model, not a curated record.